GCUCGAGUUGGUGCCCGUGCUAUACAAGCUCAUAUUUCGUCCCCCUUCUGUUUAUUAAUAAAUGUAAAUAGAUUCAACGUUGCCUGAGAGACCAGCGGGAUAUGUUUAAACUCGGUCAGAGAGAGGCCAGACUACCGUUGUCCUAUUUUCAUGUUCAGUUGGCUACCAGCUCUUCACUUGGGGUUCACUUCAUGAUUAUUGUCCUGGAACCUCGUAAUCUGAGUUGAGGUCAACAUAUAAAAUGGAGGAUCAAGAAAUGAACUUUGAGCAAGAUUAUGGGUCUCUAUCAGAGACAGACAAAACAUUUGAACCCUUGUUUAUUGAGGAGGAAGAUGAAGACUAUUUUGAAGAUUGCUUGGAAGAGAUUGAGGCUGCUCUAACUCUUCCUGGAGAAUCCAUGCCGUAUUCAAUAAAAUGCAGAGAAGCUUUGCAAGCUGAGUUUAAUGGACUUAUGCAACAGAUGUUGGCACAGUUAGAUGCUUUUGAUGCAGCCCAUCCAACUACUGCACCACUGGAGUUGUUUUCAGGAACGGAGAACAAAUUGGACAGGAAUGGAUUCACAAAACCAAUCAAGUUCUCAGAGACAUGCAUUCCUGAGAAAGAGCAAACCGUGUUGGAGGUCGAAGAUAAUGCUGUUGGCAACCCUGUUGAGGCAAUGCCAGAGUUGUCUGCCACUAUGGAAAUACAAAAGCUCAGAGAAGCAUUUGAGAACUGCAUUGAGGAGGUGGGCCAGCUGGAGCGCACAAGGGAUGAGUUGGUUCAGGAGCUUCUGCAGCUGGAGGAGCCAAUGGCUCAAGAGCUGCAGACUGUCAGGGAGGCUCUGGAGGAGGAACAAGGCCUCCUGUCCAAAGUCAGCCUGGAAAGAAAAAGCCUACAGGAGGAGACUCAAAAAACUAAGAGACGCCUGUUCACAGUGGCCCGCGACUGUGCACAGAGACAAGUAGAGCUUGAAUUACAACGGAAAGAGGUGGAGCAGCUCAACCAAGCUCAGGAGGAGCUGAAGGCCCUUGAUCUUAAGCUAACUGAGGAGAUCGCCAAGAUCCAUUCAGAUCACCAAAGCCACUUGCAGGAGCUGCAAAAGCAACUUAACAUCACUCAAGAAUCCAGCAAGAAGAAGAACCGCUCUUAUGUGACUCAAGGACGACGGGCCUCUUGUGAUCUACAGCAGUACCUUCAGGAUGGGAUCAAAGCUCUGGAGGAAUUUUACGAGCCCCGGUUAGUGUCCCUGCUGAAGAGACGGGAGGCCACUGUGGAUGCCCUCAGUAAGGCUAAAGAACAGUGCCAGGAGCUGAGGGCGCAGUUAGGACCACUGAGAGAAGAGGAGCAGAUGCUGAGACUCCAGAGAACUUGUCUUGAAGAGAGGAUCCAACUAAAGGAGAGACAGAGGAGGGAAAAUGUGGAACAAUAUCGGGAGACAGUUGAUGCCUUGGAGGAGAACAUCAGAGAACUGAAAACGGAGAUCAAGAUACAGAUAAAGAAGACAGAAGAAUUGGAUAUGCUGAAGAACAGCAUGGCCAAAGAGCUGUUUUUCUACAGGCAACAUGUAGAUGGCCCCUGCAAGCAAGAGAACAGUGUGGUGGUGGAAAAAACCUAAUCUAGUGAGCUAAUGUUUGUGUUAUUGAUUAUCUUAUUAGUUAUGCAAAAUGCUUUUGAUAUAAUGUGUUUGAUAUAUAACUGCCUGUCUUCUCUUUCAUUAAUAGUCAAUCACCAAAGCAGUAACCCCAGUUUAUUGAAGAUGCACAACAGUGUUUUCUGUAAAGGUCAAAUUAGAUAUAUAUUAAAAAGAAAGCACUCUGAACAGCAAGGACCAACUAUGUCAGAUAUCCAGAUCUUUAUCUGACAAGUUACAGAGCUCAGAAUGUUCUUAAAACACUGUUUUUGUUGUGUGUAUAACAGGGAAUAAAGCUCAUAUAUCAAGGGGUGCCUGUAAACGAAGUGCUUUCUCUUACGAGAAAGUCAAGUGGGCAAAACAAGGACUUAUUUGGGCACUGUAGGAGAGCUACAUAAACAAACCGACAGCAUGAUGGUAAGAACGUUUAGAUGAAGAACUGUGAGAACAUUAAGUGCUUUGUUGAUUUGAUGUGUCUGGUUAAUAAAAUCUGAGGUAAACAUGUAGGAAUUAGAAAUUGUUUAUAUGACUCAUAAGUAGUAGUAAAUAGAGUACAAGCAUACAAACUCUGUCAGUGUGACGAGGGCAUGUUUUUUAAACACUUGAGUUGUUUUUCCAAGACAUUUUGAUCAUAUGUUAAACCACACGAUCUGGAUAAUUAAAAAAUAAAAGGCAUUUUGUU
Molecule: messenger RNA, 2291 nt
Organism: Labeo rohita (rohu)
Lineage: Eukaryota; Metazoa; Chordata; Actinopteri; Cypriniformes; Cyprinidae
Gene: sync
Product: syncoilin, intermediate filament protein
Exons: 5
Coding region: 242-1594 (450 amino acids)
Cellular component (GO): intermediate filament
Source: RefSeq, a predicted model, not a curated record